Molecule: messenger RNA, 4168 nt
Organism: Callorhinus ursinus (northern fur seal)
Lineage: Eukaryota; Metazoa; Chordata; Mammalia; Carnivora; Otariidae
Source: RefSeq, a predicted model, not a curated record
UUUUCAUAGGCUCCAGGAUGAAUACUAAGUACUCAUUGCUUCCUGGGCUCCCUCUAGCCCACUGUAACCGAGGGAGGUUUUCACCACUAUCCCUUAAAGCUGGCUGGACACACGUUACCACUUCAAGUUAUGAAGGAUGUUUUUUAGGUGCCCAGAUUAUCAAAAUACAUGAACAGUGAAGACUGCUUCCUGGGUUCUGUUGCUCUAUUAAGAGAUCAGAAAUGCCAUCUGGUUGAAAAGCCUCCAUUCUAUGGGAACACUUUUCCCAUUCACAGCAGCUAAUCUCUGUUGUAGUUUUCAGCUCCUAGAGAGCCUUCCCAAAAUGUGCUCCUCACCGUCUCUUCCUAUUUAUUUUUAAAACUUUAUCUAAGUGAUCUCUAUACCCCGCAUGAGGCUUGGACGCACAACCCUGAAAUCAAGAGUCACAUGCUCUUCUGACUGAGCCAGCCGGGAGCCCCCAUCUCUUCCUAUAUAGAAGUGUACAGAAGGCUUCCUAUUUAGGACCUGCAUCUAAUAUUUCCUCCUCCUAUGUUUAAGUGGUCAAGUGUUGGAGCUCCUGUCAGACUUCCUGAGUUCAAAUGCCAGUUCUUCCACUUACUGGUUGUGUGACCUGGGGCAAAUUUAACCCCCCUAUUUCAGUUUCCUCAUUUGCAAAAUGAAAAUAAUACCAACUUCAUGCAGUGCUUGUGAGAAUUAAUAAGGUGAUAUAGGUAAAAUACUUGAGCUCAGUGCCUGGCAUUACUUGAACACUCAGUAUUUGCUCUUACCUCCUGUAUGAACUAACCACAAUUAACUGGCAAUUGUAAUAGUGUUAUUUUCCUAUUUCUCAGCUUCAUUGUUCUCUUUCAUUUGAAACUGACGGAUGAAAGUUAAAUGCUUGCCAUCACCUAGAAUUGGGUUUUGGCCUUCAAGGGAACCUGAGGCUUGGCUAGGUUAUUAGCUUUGGAGGCUGGCCUGUAAAUUACUGCUCUAAUUUAUAUUUUUCAUUAAAAGCUCAGCUUGCCUCUUCUUCUAUAGUGGUCUUUCCUGGCCCUGAAACCCUAGUGUUUAGCCAUAAAACAAGGUUUUAAAAUUAAGAGGCCAUAAUUCUCUCAACUCCCCACAAUGUGUGGAUUAAUGGAAUUAAUGAUAAGAAGGUGCACAGAAUAUUAUUUUUAACAAAAGCAAAGACCUGACCCUAUUACCUUUGAAACACAAAUCAGGGAGAUACUGUGAUGAAGUGUAGUGUAUUUCUUUAUGUAUGUGUAGAACUUGACAAAAAAACGCUGGGUGUCAGGAAAUCUGGGUCCUAGGCUCUUCACUGCCACCAAGAUGCUAUGACCUCUAAUUAACCCUCCACAUGUUGGCUUUGUGAGUUUUGCAGGGUUGAACAUGAGGUAAAUAAGUGCCUAGUAUUCUGCCUGGCACCCAGAACCGCCCCCCAAAUGAUAGAUGUUACGUAGUAGCUCACUGAACAUGUAUCCCAUUAGGGUAAUGAAAAUGGAUACAUUUGGCCGCCAGAAGGGGCAACCACAUCUCUGCACCUCCCGUGGAAAGAAGGGCGUGGAAACAGAGUCGCGUGAGCUAAGACUACAACUCCCGCUGCCCUUUGCGGCAAGCCUGGUUCGCCUUACCCAGAAUCGCUCCCUCCGCAACCUUGCGUCUUUCCGCGGAGGCCCCGGAUGUAGAAGCCCUCUUAGUUCAGUGGGCGUGGCUUUACAAUGGCUCGGAGACCUGGGGCUCUCUUAUUGGUUGUGGUUCUUCCGACCGGAUUGGACGCGAAGGAGGGGGCGUUGGCCAAGGCGCGCGGUGCUCUAGCGACAGCCAAUCAGAAACCUGGUCGGCCUUUGGCGGGAGGCGGUAAAGCUGAGGCUUUGCAGAUUUGGCGCGAGCGCGGCUGGGCUUUACUGACGCUGGUGUGUGGUUUAUUCGGUAGCUUGACCUGAAGAAUCCCUGAAGCCGUGUGCGAGACACGUGAGGAAGAGCCGGUACUGAGGUGACUCAGCCUUGUGAGGUGGAGAGCAGAGGCUUGCUCGGGGAGGCCCUGGGUCUGGGAGGCUGCGGAGUUGGGAGAAAGGCUAUGGCAAGGGCCGCUGCCUCCCUUGAGGCCCGAGGUGAAGUGAGGGGAGAAGAGCUCAGAUCGCCGGAGGUCUGAGGUCGGGCCGUGUUGCCAUCAUGCCUCAAACCCGAUCCCAGUCACAGGCUACAAUCAGUUUUCCAAAAAAGAAGCUGUCUCGGACAUUGGACAAAGCUAAAAACUCUGCUGACACCAAACUAGAACUGACCUGUGUCCAGGCCACCCACCGUUCUAAUGUAAAAAUUCUGCCUCUCAGCCCCAGAAAACGUCUGGGUGAUGACAAUCUGUGUAACACUCCCCAUUUACCACCCUGUUCUCCACCAAAGCAAGGCAAGAAAGAGAAUGGCCCCCCUUGCUCACGUUCACCUAAGGGGCGCAGAUUGGUAUUUGACAAUCAGCUGACAACUAAGUCUCCUAGCCAAAGAGAACAAGCCAGAGCUCCCCAAAACAAAAUCCAUUCCUCAGUUCGAAAAGGUCAAGAGAUCACAACAAAUUCUGAGCAGAGAUGUCCACUGGAGAAAGAAUCUGCAUGUGUGAGACUGUUCAAGCAAGAAGGCACUUGCUACCAGCAAGCAAAGCUGGUCCUGAAUACAGCUGUCCCGGAUCGGCUGCCUGCCAGGGAAAAGGAGAUGAAUGUCAUCAGGAAUUUCCUGAGGGAGCACAUCUGUGGGAAAAAAGCUGGAAGCCUUUAUCUUUCUGGUGCUCCUGGAACUGGAAAAACAGCCUGCUUAAGCCGAAUUCUGCAAGACCUCAAGAAGGAACUGAAAGGCUUUAAAACUAUCAUGCUAAACUGCAUGUCCUUGAGGAGUGCCCAGGCUGUAUUCCCAGCUAUUGCUCAGGAGAUUUGUCAGGAAGAAGUAUCCAGGCCAGCUGGGAAGGACAUGAUGAAGAAACUGGAAAACCAUAUGACUGCAGAGAAGGGCCCCAUGAUUGUGUUGGUGCUGGACGAGGUGGAUCAGUUGGACAGCAAAGGGCAGGAUGUAUUGUACACACUGUUCGAAUGGCCAUGGCUAAGCAAUUCUCGAUUGGUGCUGAUUGGUAUUGCUAAUACCCUGGAUCUCACGGACAGAGUUCUACCGAGGCUUCAAGCUAGAGAAAAAUGUAAGCCUCAGCUGUUGAACUUCCCACCUUAUACCAAAAAUCAGAUAGCCACUAUCUUGCAGGAUCGGCUUGAUCUGGUAUCUAGAGCUCAGGUUCUGGACAAUGCUGCAAUUCAGUUCUGUGCCCGAAAAGUCUCUGCUCUUUCAGGAGAUGUUCGAAAAGCGCUAGAUGUUUGCAGGAGAGCUAUUGAAAUUGUAGAGUCGGAUGUCAAAAGCCAGACUGUCCUCAAACCGCUGUCUGAAUGCAAAUCACCCUCUGAGUCACUGGUUCCCAAGCGGGUUGGUCUUAUUCACAUAUCCCAAGUCAUCUCAGAAGUUGAUGGUAACAGAAUGACUUUGAGCAAAGAAGGAGCACAAGAUUUCUUCCCUCUUCAGCAGAAGAUCUUGGUCUGCUCUUUGCUGCUCUUGACCCGGCAGCUGAAAAUCAAAGAGGUCACUCUGGGGAAGUUAUACGAAGCCUAUAGUAACGUCUGUCGCAAACAGCAGGUGGCAGCUGUGGACCAGUCAGAGUGUUUGUCACUUUCAGGGCUCCUGGAGGCCAGGGGCAUUUUAGGAUUAAAGAAAAACAAGGAAACCCGUUUCACAAAGGUGUCUUUGAAGAUUGAAGAGAAGGAAGUAGAGCAUGCUCUAAAAGACAAAGCUUUAAUUGGAAAUAUCUUAGCUACUGGAUUGCCUUAAAUUCUUUUCUUUUAUACUAAUAUGCUACCCGAAAGUAUCCAGCUGGCGUUUAGAGAGCUCUGGAGUCUUCAUUUUAGUACUUUAUCCAUUCAGUGCCACAGGACAUGGCCCCCCCAGCCGCCUAGCCAGGGCCCAUCUAGGAGAGGCAUCCUCUUCGGUGUCCUGAAGGCCAGCUCUGGACCUGCCCAGAAAAGUGACAGAUUACAGAACUGCUUGACCAAAGGACCAGCUCUUGGGGCGUCCCCCAACCCACCCGGCCCCCAGCUAGAGUGGGGGAUCCAGGAGUGUGAGAUUAGCCUGUGGCCUUGGACAGCAGCUCCGGGACAGAAGGGGG